Fusarium oxysporum Fo47 is the source of this 1077-nucleotide messenger RNA. RefSeq lists its product as uncharacterized. The record is from RefSeq and is a predicted model, not a curated record. The transcript is spliced from 6 exons. Lineage: Eukaryota; Fungi; Ascomycota; Sordariomycetes; Hypocreales; Nectriaceae. Gene Ontology annotation, molecular function: dipeptidase activity. The coding region runs from base 1 to 1077 and encodes 358 amino acids.
AUGCUCUCAAGGCUUUUAAUCUUUAUCAGACUUUCAGUAAGAGCCGCAGAGCUAAUUUUGCAGAUUCAUGAACACCCGGAACUCGGAUGGGAUGAAAAGUAUGCCCAUCGUGUCUUGACAGACUAUCUCGAGAAGCAAGGCUUCAAUGUCACACGCGGCGCUUAUAACCUUUCGACAGCUUUCAUAGCUGAGUACUCGAAUGGCAAGGGCAGACAGGUAUCCUUCAAUGCAGAAUACGAUGCUCUCCCUGGCAUGGGACAUGCAUGCGGACACAAUCCCAUCGUGACAGCCUCAGUUGCCACCGGGCUCGGCAUCAAGAACGCCCUAAAGAGUGGCGGCCUCAAGGGCAAAGUGACUAUUGUAGGAACACCUGCCGAGGAGAUAGGUGGUGGAAAGGCGGAGCUAAUUCAGGCUGGCGCGUAUGACGACCUCGGCUGCAGCCUCAUGGCCCAUCCCGGCCCUCGGAACUAUAUGUUCUACGCAGAGUAUCCCGCCUUGAUGACAGCUCGAGUUAACUGGACCGGAGUGCCUGCUCAAUGGAAUGGCCUGAAUACACUGGAUGGCUUCGUCUUGGCAUAUGUUAUGACAGGUCUCCUUCGGCAGCAGCUCGAACUCGACACCGCCAUACAGCAGGUUUUAUCCGAAAGUUCAAAUGUUUUGAACAUCAUUCCUGCCGAAGCCAAGUCAUACAGGGCCACAAUGUGUCCUACCAUGGAGCAAAGAGCCAAGCUUGAGAAGAAGAUGCAUGGUAUCUGGAACAUAUCCGCUACCGCGACAGGCACAAACGUCAGUUUCAAGUCGUACGUCUUCACAUCUACGAGAGUAGUAGAUCGAGUGAGAGCCAAUACUGACCUACACUCCUUUAGUGAACUGGACUACUGGAACGCGAAACUCAGCUCAGUCUUGACAAGAGCAUGCUUCAAGAACCAAAUGGAGUUCUUUGACCCGGAGAAUACAAAGGAUGGUAAACAGUUCUCCUACAAGAACGUUGAGGAAGUGAUUAUAAAUCCCAAGCGCGUAUCCCCAAACAAUCAGGGCAACGUCUCACACAAGAACUCGCACAACGUCAGGCUAUAG